UUGAAAUGAAAAGUUUUUUAAUAACUGUUAUCAAAGUUUCAAAUAUUGCGUUUUCAGUUUACGACACGAUAUGGAGAAGUUCUCAACUUUGUUGUUCUUUUAUCUCGUCGUGUCGGCUCACACGGAAUUAAUUUGUUACGAUUGUGAUCCUACGAGUCCUGGAAAAUGUAUUAGUCCGAGUCAGGUCGUUGUAAAAACGACCAUUUGUGAUGAAGUAAAUGGACAUGAACAAGUUGGUACACCUGAAUGUUUCACUGUUGAGUAUCACACAGAUGAUCCAACAAGCAGGGAAAAAAGUGGUAUCUAUAGAGGGUGUUUUGCAAAAACUGAUGAAGCAACUUGUGUUCAUUUAAACCAGACUUAUGCGGGAAAAGUCACUUGGUGUAAAAGUUGUGCUAAAAACAAAUGUAAUCUAUGACCUAAAAACUGAUAACCUUUAUUUAUAAUAAAUUCUUCUUGGUAAUUGUUUUAUCAAAUUUGAAGGGAGGUCUAAAGUCAAAUAAGUUAGUCGAACAGUUUUGCAUUAAAACACCUCCAAAAAUGACGAAGUUAGCAGCGGUAUUUUUGUUGCAUCUACUUGUGCUAGCUCAUUCGGAGUUGAUUUGCUACGAUUGUGAUCCUACAAGUCCUGGCAAAUGUAUAAGUCCCAGUCUGGAUAACGCAAGAAUGACUAACUGUGAUGCUUCAAAUGAAAACGAAGGAAUUUCGAUUCCUACAAUUCCUGAGUGUUUCACUCUUCAAUAUUACACUAACAAUAGGUCUAGGAAUGGGAUUUAUAGAGGUUGCACUUCGAAAGUCGUCAAUAAACCGACGUGUGAUCACUUGAAUGAAACACUAAACGGUAAAGUGACUUGGUGUAGAACUUGCAGUGAAACCAGAUGUAACUUGUAAUUUUUUCCCGAAAUAAACUGCCUUCCCAUGACCUGGAAAAGUUGCGAAAUUUCCUAUUUAGGUCCUAAGACAAAACAACAGAUAAGCCGGGGUUAACUCUAGGGUCACAAUACUAAACCUACUUUAAACAGUCUUAAAACAACAAUGGCUCAGCUCGGUUCAAUUAUUUCGAUAAUUCUAACGUGUUUUCUUGUAAAUGGUGCCAAAAGUGCAACUUUUGAAAAUGUGACCGUUUUAUUAACAACAGAAUGGAACAAACUCUUCUACCUAGGACGCACUCCAAUGGAAAAAGUUUACGUAGCGUCGUCUAACACGAUCGCAGAGUUUGUUAAUUUGCAACCCUUGGAAAUCGUCUGGAUUCGUAACGAACAUAUCCCAUACCUUCGCGAAAAUUCCCUUUCCAAUUUGCCAAAUAUCGUCCAAAUUUCAGUGGUGUCAAGUGGGGUCAAAAAAAUCGCCCCUGGGACGUUUCAAAAUGACCCAAAAUUGGACGUUAUCAACCUGGAAAGCAACCAGAUUGAGGAAGUACCAAAUGGGGUGUUUACAGGUCUCCAGUUAAAAGCCUUGUAUUUGAGUAAUAACCAAAUUUCAAGAAUGGGGAGUGCGGCGUUUAGUAACAUGACAAUGACUGUGCUCAAGAUGGACAAUAACAAGAUUUCGAGGUGGAGGAGUGAGGUUUUUAUGGGCACUCCCAUUGGUACCUUAUCUCUAGCCAAUAAUCUAAUCGAGGAAAUACCGGCAAAUGCAUUCUCGUACGGUUUCCAGUUUAAAAGGAUUAAUGUUCCGUUGGCAGCCUGGCACGUGGUUUUGUCCCAAAACCGGAUCCGGAAGAUUCACCCUCAAGCCUUCAGUCUGGUCAAUGGUUUUGGUUAUUUGAGUCUCGCGGAUAAUUAUUUGAAGGAUCUACCGAAGGAUUUGUUCCGCUACGUCAAAAGUAUCAACACUUUGGACUUGACCAAUAACCAAAUUUCAGACGUGGGAGGAGUGUUUGAUGACAUUAAUAUAAACCAGUUGAUUCUAAUUAACAACACUUUGAAUUGUUUCCCGGAUGAGGUGUUUGACAUUUCAAGGAUUAAUUUCGUGUUUCUCGACGGCAAUCCUGUGACUUGUGGGUGUGUAGCAAUGUGGAAAGACAUCCAAUUAAGGAACAACAUUUGGGUUGUCUUCAAUAUGAAAGAGUUAGAAAAGAAUUGUAUUGAAAAAUGAUUGUAAACAAUGUUUGAAUAAACUAGCUUUGAUAAUUCUGACGUUGAUUUCGUGGUAAUGAUGCUGUUUUUAGCUCGCAAAUCAAGGUUAAUUUGUAUAAGACCAGUCGUUACCAGAUUCUCAAUAUGGUAAGGCUUUUGUGUCUUGUGGUUGUGCUGUUUGUGCCCCAAAUUCAAGGCGCCACUUACGAAAAUGUUACAAUUUUGUUAACUACGAGACAUACAGUGUACUUCAUUAAUGAUACAGUAGCACCGACCAAACCUGUUCGAAUUCGUUACGACAACACCCUUGCCGAGUAUGUCAACAACCAGCCGUGGGAAAUCGUCAAAAUUCAGGACCAAAAUGUCCCGAAUUUACCAGAAAAUGCAGUCUCACGUUUACCCAAUAUUACAGAAGUUAGUAUUAUUUCAAGUGGUUUGGAAACAAUCGAGCCUGGGGCGUUUGGGGAUUUACCAGCGAUGGAAUAUCUCUACAUUAAUGAAAAUCCUUUAAAAGUGAUUCCAAAUGGUGUUUUUGCACACUUGUCACGUUUGAGUUCGCUUCAUUUGGAAAAUAAUUCGAUAGAGACCUUGGGUGAUAAAGUUUUCAACGAACUUCCACAUUUGGGACAUGUUUUCCUCGACGGUAACCACAUUUCGACUUGGAAUAGUGACUGGUUUAUUGGGUCGCCUGUGGAGUCCGUUUCAAUGGCCUUUAACUCGAUUGAGGAGUUACCUAGUGGCAUGUUUGAUUACUUCCUCAAAUUUCAGGACAUGCGAAGCUCUGGGCUUUGGUACUUGGUUUUGGAAAGUAACAAAGUGCGGAAAAUCGAUCCGGACGCGUUUCGAGGGUUAAAAGAGUUGUUGUAUUUGAACCUCAAAAAUAACUCAAUUGAGGAGCUCCCGACUGGUCUUUUUCACACAAUCAAGUACAUAAAUAACCUCGAAUUGAGUGAUAAUGUGAUAAAAGACAUAAACCCCUCAAUUUUUCGUAAUACAUCGCUCACCUACGUCAAAUUGGGGAACAAUAAAUUGACGUGUUUGCCUCUGGAACUUAUGAACGUCACCAAAUGGUAUAACAUGAAUAUUGAUGGAAAUCCGGUCACUUGUGGCUGCGUCAAGAGUUGGAAGAUUUUGCAGAACGAUUCUUACGCGGAAAAUACGGUGUCACUUGGAAAUAUCGAAAAAAAUUGUACCGAAUAAAUUUUUGUUGUAUUUUUUUUAAUAAAAAUUCUUCUUCACAGUACGAAAGUGGGUUAAUUAUACAGAGUUCACUCCACUCAGAUUCCUUACAAAAGUCUCAACAAAAGCGUUCAACUUUAUUAAAAAUUGGAAUGAGUUGGUGCGUUCGAACUUCACGUCCUAUAAAUAAAUAUGGCACAACUCGUCCUACGUUGUUAUUCUCAGUCGAAUCUAAAUCUUCGAUCGUUUCGCGUACAAAAUGCAUCAUUUUCGCCUCCUAGUUUUCGCAAUUUUGGCCAAUUUUGGGCCAGUUUCGAGUGCAACGUUUGAAAAUGUUUCGUUAGUUUUGAAUUGGAGAAGUGGGACGAACGAUCAGAAAACUGUAACAAUUCGAAGGGACAACGAACUGAGGAAUUAUGUGGGACAGUUUGGCGAAGUCUUAAUCCACCAUCAAAAUAUUCCCAAACUUACGAAAAACUCAGUCAGUAAUUUACCAAAAGUGACUCAUCUCGACCUCGCUAGCUGCAGAAUUCGGAAAAUCGAGCCUGGAGCGUUCAGAUUUUUGCCGGAACUGACUGAUCUUAAUUUAAGCGGGAACUUGUUGGAGGAACUAGAAAAUGGGAUUUUUGACCAGGUGGGAUUCAGGACACUCUACUUGGAGAACAACAGGAUUAAAAGGAUUGGAGACUGGGUUUUCCGAAAUUUGAAAAUGGAGUAUUUGUUUAUUGACGAUAACAAAAUUUCCGAAUGGAGGAGUGAGUGGUUCCGGGGAACCCCCCUAACGUCCAUAUCGAUGCGAAACAACCAAAUUCAAUCUUUCCCAAGACUGGCGUUCGAAUUUCUUUGGCACCUGAAUCCGCAAAAGGACGUAAUUUUGGAAAAUCUAAUUUUAAGUGGAAACAAACUGAGGCAAAUCGACUUCGAUGCGUUCAGUGGAGUCAAAGUAAUCCUAUCUUUGGACCUCCAAAAUAAUUCGUUGACAUACUUGGAGCCUGGAAUUUUCGAUUCGGUGGAAGUGAUCGACAGGAUUCAGCUAAGUAAUAAUAAAUUAGCCUAUCUCUAUCAAGAAAAUUUCCGAAAAACCAGAAUUUCCGAACUUGAUCUCUACGAUAAUUUGUUGGAAUGUGUCCCGAUUGAGAUUUUCAAUGUCUCAGACUUGGAAUAUCUUAAUAUUGAGAAAAACCCAAUUAAUUGUGACUGUUACCACAGCUGGAGAAUUUGGAAAAGUAAGAAUAAAAAGCCGAAAAUUGGUGGAUGGGAGAGGUUGGAGAAUGAGUGUAAAAGUCCGUCUGGUGGGAAUGCAAUUUUUGGCUUUUUACCUUUGGUGAUAUUGGUGUCAAUUGUAUUUAUUUAGUUUGAAAAAUAAAAUUGUGUUGAUUUC
This is a messenger RNA of Tribolium castaneum (red flour beetle), 4638 nucleotides long. Its product is annotated as leucine-rich repeat-containing protein 15-like. The transcript has 5 exons. Gene Ontology annotation, molecular function: protein binding. The record is from RefSeq and is a predicted model, not a curated record. The coding region runs from base 2223 to 3278 and encodes 351 amino acids. Gene Ontology annotation, cellular component: extracellular matrix. Lineage: Eukaryota; Metazoa; Arthropoda; Insecta; Coleoptera; Tenebrionidae.